AUGGUGCACAGCGUCAGAACAGACCUCCACCGCAACACGAACGAUUCUUUCGCCAUGGAAACUAAAGUUCAUCGCCUUGGCAAUGCGCCAGAUAUGACAGUCACUUCUAUAUCAAGCAAUAGGCUAUCACUUGACGAUAUUUUGAUGACAAAAACAUUGUUUGCUAUUAUUUUUGCUUUCUUUGUAUGCUGGACCCCUCUUUAUAUCAUCACAGCUAUAGAUACAGCGAAUGGAGCGUUUGAUCUUCCUAGGCAAGCAUACUUUUUUGCCACGUACCUAGUUGGGCUAAGUAGUAUUAUCAAUCCUCUGAUAUUCGGAUACAUGAACGUUACGUUCAGAGAAGAAUGCAAAAUGCUCAUAAAAGCGAUGGGAUUGAAGAGGCCUGGUCAAGUAAGAGCGGUCGAUAAUUAA
This is a messenger RNA of Porites lobata, 411 nucleotides long. NCBI's taxonomy places the organism in Eukaryota, Metazoa, Cnidaria, Anthozoa, Scleractinia, Poritidae. The record is from the annotation of a GenBank genome assembly.